Molecule: messenger RNA, 541 nt
Organism: Drosophila rhopaloa
Lineage: Eukaryota; Metazoa; Arthropoda; Insecta; Diptera; Drosophilidae
Product: sex-regulated protein janus-B
Exons: 3
Coding region: 66-515 (149 amino acids)
Biological process (GO): peptidyl-histidine dephosphorylation
Cellular component (GO): cytosol
Molecular function (GO): protein histidine phosphatase activity
Source: RefSeq, a predicted model, not a curated record
CGUGCUGCAGUUCAGACCCAAACUUUUUCGGAACACUUUAUCAAAAUUCUUAAAAAUUUCCCAAAAUGAAAAAUUUAAACCUUUUGGCUCCCAUUUCGCACUUCGUAAAGCCACUUCGAAGGCAAAGUGUUUCGCGUGUUAACGCUCUUUUAAUAAAUGUUCCAAGAGUUCAGAUUUCUCAAGGAAAAAAUAAUUACCUCCUGAUGGUGAUCCACAUGCACGGUUUAACAAGGUUCGGUAGAACUAUCGUUCGAGGAUCGGACACCAAGGAUCACGAGACAAUUUUUGAAGAAACAAAAGAGGAAAUGGACGAAAUUGGCAUAUGUACAAAAUGCCUGGGUGGAGGGUUCAUCAAAAACAAGGAAGAAAAGAAAUUCAUCAAAAUUUAUGGUUGCUGCAAGACCUUUGGAGAAGCGCCCCACGGCAGGACAAAGGACAUAUUGCUGUCGUGGACCAAAUAUCAACACUUUAAUAUCAUCUUGCCCAAAAAAAAUUUAAAUGCGUAUGAAGAAUAAAUUGGAAAUAAGGAAGGCUUUUAAAA